AUGCUGGCCCGCUCGACGUCCCGCCCGCUGAGCGCGCGCAAGGGCCUGCGCAACGACCUGGGCUCCAACAACUGCUUCCUCAACGUGAUCAUCCAGAGCCUGUGGCACGUGCGCAGCUGCCGCGUGCUCAUUUCCAUGGGCGACCACGCCGUGCACCACCGCUGCGGCGGGAAGCCCACGAACGCCGGCGCGCUCGCGGCCGCGCCGUGCCUGCUCUGCGAGCUGGAGCAGAUUUUCGUCAUGUACCAGUUCGCGGAGCAGCCGGUGCUGGACGUGGACCGCGUGCGCCUGGCGCUGGGCGACACGUUCGCGCUGGGCGCCAUGAACGACGCCACGGAGACGCUCGAGGCCAUUCUGGACGCGCUGCACUACGACACGUUCAACCGCAUGCUGCAGCUGCGGCGGCGCGGCUCAGGGACGGCUAUUGGCGGCAUCCACAAGGUGGAGGAGAUGUCCGAGUCGCUGCGGCAGGACGCGUCCGCCAUCAUCUGCGAGCCGCAGUGCGUGGCGCACCGCCUCUUCCAGAUGAACCUCAUGGAGCUCAAGGUCUGCGCGUCCUGCGGCCACACGGCCGAGCCGGUCAUGAACACGGACUUCCUGUAUCGAGUGUACGCCCAGGAGCUGCUCAACAGUGCGCGCGCGGGGGCGGAGAAGAGCACCUUGACGCUGGAGGAGGUGCUGAGGCUGGAGGCGCAGUCGCAGGACGUGGCCGGGACCUGCGACUCCUGUGAGCAGGGAGGACAGCGAGCUCUGAGUCGGUGGAUCUUGACGCUGCCCAUGGUCUUCUCCAUCAGCAUUAUCUGGUCCAGCAGCCACGUGGACAAGACGGACAUCAAGGACUGGAUGGAGCUCUUGUCCUCGCAGAGUCAGGCCGUAACCGAUGAGAAGGAGUCGCAGCAGGCGCUGGAUCUGGGACGGAUCUUCCGUCUGGACAAUUCGGCCGAGGUGUCGUCAGUGUACUCGUUCCGGGGGAUGGUGUGCUACUACGGACGGCACUAUGUGGGGUUCUUCGCCAGUCGGAGUCUGGACGAGGAUGGCGUGGAACGUGAAAGGUGGUUUCUGUUCGAUGACACGCGUGUGAAGCUUGUCGGGGCCUGGGCGGAUGUUCGACUGCGUAUCGAGCGAGGAGGUUACCAGCCCACGCUGCUGUUCUACGAGCGCAACGGAAUUAAACAUGAAAAUCUCGAGAAGAUUGCCACGGAAAUUCACAAGUGGUGGGAGGCAACAGCGGAGGACCCGGACGACGGCAAGAAAGACGAGGUGAUCGAGAAGAAACCCGCGGAAAACGGGGUUAAGAAGGGCUUUGGAGCACCGCACGAAGUGGAACUUGGUGGCGGACUGGAGGACGAACUGCUAGCGAAGAUGGAGCGAAGCGUUCGCAUCACGCAGGAAAACCCGUUGCCUCCGUUGAUCCCGACUGCCCCCAAGAAGAUACCGACAAGUCCGAUCUCGUUGCCCCCGCGACCGCCUCAGUCCAUGCCAGCUCGAAACGGAUCGCACGAGAGAAAAGGUUGGCGCGACGAGGAGGAUAUCCAUCUGCACAUGGCGCAUCAAACGGCGCAAGACACGCUAUCGCGACUCAAUGGCAUUUUGUCCAAGGACAAGGCUCCUGUCAGUGCCCCUGUGGAUGGUCGAGCUGUACUACGACUGGCGAUGUCUCAGUCAAUGCGCCGCUCCGUUCGGCUACGUGACUACUCUGUUCACCGUCCUGCUGAAAAGCAACUCGAUGUAAAUCCCGACAAGAUUUUUGAAGACGAAUCGCCAACGAUUGAGGAAGAGCAGAGUUCUGCCACAACUGGAACCUUGCCAAAAUCUGAUGAAGAGCCAGCAGCAGAAGCUUCUCAAGCUCCGCUGAAGGUGUAUGAUGUGCGCCUCAAUGCAUCGGAUGGAGGCAUCGGCUUACAACUGGAGGAAAAGGCAAGUAAUAACUCGUCGGCGUCGACAGAAGAAACAAGGAAAAUAUUCACGGUUUCUGGAUUCGAGGUGAACGGUGCGGGGGCCAAACUGCCAGCUGAAGCUAGUGGUGCGAUCCGUGUGGGCGACGUUCUCGUGGGGAUCAACGGCCACAUCCUUGAGAACGAGGAGCUGGUGCAUGUGCUGGAAAUGCUGCUGAUGUCGCCUAAUCCGGUACAGCUAAAGUUCCAUCGUUUCCAGUCGUGGGCGUGUCCUCGCUGCACGCUAAUUAACAAAUCGGAAGACUCCUCGUGUGCAGUUUGUGGCCACGCACCUGCACUGUAG
This is a messenger RNA of Phytophthora sojae, 2238 nucleotides long. RefSeq lists its product as hypothetical. Gene Ontology annotation, molecular function: cysteine-type deubiquitinase activity; protein binding. The record is from RefSeq and is a predicted model, not a curated record. Lineage: Eukaryota; Oomycota; Peronosporomycetes; Peronosporales; Peronosporaceae. Gene Ontology annotation, biological process: protein deubiquitination. The transcript has a single exon. Bases 1 to 2238 code for a protein of 745 amino acids.